Molecule: messenger RNA, 3274 nt
Organism: Solea senegalensis (Senegalese sole)
Lineage: Eukaryota; Metazoa; Chordata; Actinopteri; Pleuronectiformes; Soleidae
Gene: paics
Product: phosphoribosylaminoimidazole carboxylase, phosphoribosylaminoimidazole succinocarboxamide synthetase
Exons: 15
Coding region: 16-3126 (1036 amino acids)
Biological process (GO): 'de novo' IMP biosynthetic process
Molecular function (GO): phosphoribosylaminoimidazolesuccinocarboxamide synthase activity
Source: RefSeq, a predicted model, not a curated record
CAGGUCAGCUCAAACAUGGAGAGAGGAGCAGAAGGACAAAGAGGAGGUGAUAUGGAGGUGGUGGAGGAGAAGGGCUCGGUAGAGAGGCAGUGGGGGGAGGCUGAGGUGCCGGCUCUCAUGUCAGUAUGGGACGAGGUGGGAGCUCAGCAUGUAACUGAGAGCAGAACCACAUUUGAGUUGAUCUCAGAGCGUCUGAGGAGGCUCAGUGUUGUGCGGAGCUGGUGGGAGUGUCAGGCCAAGUGCAGGAGUCUGGGACUUCAAGGCAGAAGGCCUGACGCAGCAGCAGGCACUUCAGCAAACUACAGCCCAGGAGUGGAUGGAAGAUCGGUGGAGGGUUGGGAGGAAGAUGUGGAGGAUGUGGUUAAUCAAAGAGGAAUCUACUCCUCCUCAGGCACUAUCCAAAUACAGGAAGGAAACAAAAGUCGAAUCCAUCGAGCUCCUCCUUACACUCCAAGUGUGGCUGAAGAGGGCGGCCGUCACUGGACAGACGAUGAGGUGCGAGCACUGCUUUGUGUAUGGGCAGAUCGGCAUGUUCGAGAGCGCUUGAAAUGCACGCUACGCAACAAGUCUAUCUUCCAAGAGAUGGCCCGUCAAAUGCAAAGAAAGUUUGGGGUGGUACGAAACUGGAAACAGUGUCGAACUAAAUACAAGAACCUGAAAUACGAUUACAAGACUGCUAAAAGUGCCCAUGCUGCUGGUGGUGGUGCUACAGGAGGCCCGGGGAAGUACAUGAAGUUCUUCGAUGAGGUGGAAGCCAUUCUGCUGGACCGUGGACUGGAAAAUGGUACCAUGGAAAUGCAGAAGAGGUUGUAUGACGGAGAAAUAGCAGUGGGGAAGCUACACAUAUCUGCAGGCCACACAGUACAGACGACAUCCUCAGAAAGUGAGGUUGUUAUAGAAAUUGAUGAUGAUGACAACAGUGAUGAUUAUGAUAUGGACAGAGACAUGGAAGCAAAAUGGAGAGAUGUCCAUUUAACAGACCCGUCCUGCUCUGACCAGAUCCAUGUGGUCACGGUGUCGGACACCGGCCGGAAUUGGAGUGACCUGGAGGUGCGAGCCCUGAUUCAAGUCUGGUCUGAUGAGCGUGUGUGCAGGCAGCUGGAGAGCUCGACCAGGAAAAGGGACAUCUUUGUUCAGAUCUCGAACAGGUUAUUGCAGCAAGGCAUCGAGCGUGACUGGAAACAGUGCCAUACCAAGUACAAAAACCUCAAGUAUCUUUACCGUUCUCUCCAGAGGGGUAAGACUGAUGAAGCAAGACGUCUCAUGAAGUUCUACGACGAGGUGGACAGCAUUAUGAAUCGCACAUCUAACGGCUCACCACACGUCACAAGAACUGUAGACCAUCAAGAGGUUUCGGGAGAACGUCUUAGGAUGGACGGCUCGGAGGAGAGAGAUCACGUAGAUAUCUAUUUGAUAAGUGAAAACGCAGAUGCCAAAAUGGUGGGAGCGCUGGAGGAGAGAACGUGCAGUUCUGAUUCCGUCUCAUCUGUAAGCCUCGAUGUUACACCAAGUACUGAAGAACAGAGGAGGCACACAGUUCAGGAGCGUCCCUCAGAUCAGCGGCACAAAUUCAAGAGUUUGUUCGAAUCUAGGUUGGAAAAAGUGGACACAUAUUCAGCAAGAAGAGGACUGAAGAGGAAAGCUGUGGAUCAAGACCCAAAACUCCAGAUUCCAGUGAAAAAACUGGACUCAGGCUCUGAUUUUGCUGAUAAUGAGGAGAUCCUGUUUAAAGAGGAGCAAGAUCACAUCCCAAUAAUAAAGAUCAAUUCAGUUCGUUCAAUGGCCUCCUCUAACCCAUCCCCAGAGGCACAGGAAAGUCGCUUUCUACACAACACCGCCAUCAUGGACUCCGCCGCAGAUGUAGAACUGAAGAUGGGCCAGAAGCUGAAUGAGGGCAAGACGAAGCAGAUCUUUGAGCUGGCGGACCAGCCCGGACUGGUUCUGGUCCAGUCCAAAGACCAGAUCACCGCUGGCAACGCGGUGAGGAAAGACCAAAUGGAGGGCAAAGCUGCCAUCGCCAACAAAACCACGAGCUGCGUGUUCAAGCUGCUGCAGGAAUCUGGUGUCAAGACUGCCUUUGUGAAGCAGCACUCGGACACAGCAUUCAUCGCUGCCCACUGUGAAAUGAUUCCCAUCGAGUGGGUUUGUCGGAGAGUGGCGACCGGAUCCUUCCUCAAGAGGAACCCAGGAGUCAAAGAAGGCUAUCGCUUCUCUCCACUAAAGAUGGAGAUGUUCUUCAAAGAUGAUGCCAACAAUGAUCCUCAGUGGUCAGAAGAGCAGCUGUUAGAGGCCAAGUUCUGUCUCGCUGGGCUCACCAUCGGUCAGUGUGAGGUGGACAUCAUGAAUCGCAGCACUGUGGCCAUCUUUGAGAUUCUGGAGAAGGCCUGGGCCACUCAGAACUGCACUCUGGUGGAUAUGAAGAUCGAGUUUGGCGUGAAUGUCAAAACUCAGGAGAUUGUCCUCGCUGACGUGAUCGAUAAUGACUCAUGGAGACUGUGGCCAGCUGGAGAUCGAAGCCAGCAAAAAGAUAAGCAGGUUUACAGAGACCUAAAAGAAGUUACUCCUGAGGCCAUGCAGGUGGUGAAGAGGAACUUUGAGUGGGUCUCUGAAAGGGUCAAGCUGCUGCUGGAGCCUCAGGCCGGUGGGAGAGUGGUGGUUCUGAUGGGCUCCACCUCGGACAUGGCUCACUGUGACAAAAUCAAGAAGGCCUGUUCCUCCUAUGGAAUCCCCUGCAUCCUCAGGGUCACCUCGGCACACAAAGGUCCAGAUGAGACACUCCGUAUCAAAGCAGAAUAUGAAGGUGACGGUGUACCGACUGUGUUUGUGGCUGUGGCUGGCAGAAGUAACGGCCUCGGUCCGGUGAUGUCAGGAAACACGGCUUAUCCUGUCAUCAACUGCCCUCCUGUCACUCCUGACUGGGGUGCACAUGAUGUCUGGUCAUCUCUGCGCCUGCCAAGUGGUCUCGGGUGUUCCACAAUCCUGUCCCCUGAGGGCGCUGCUCAGUUUGCUGCGCAGAUCUUUGGCCUGACCAAUCACCUGGUGUGGUGCAAACUGAGGGCCUCAAUGCUCAACACCUGGGUGUCUCUUAAGUUGGCUGACAAGAAGCUACAGGCCUGCAGCAUCUGAGAUGGCUCACCGCCUCUCUUGUCCAUCAGUGCCAUAUAUCUUUGUUUACCAUGACCAUUUAACUGUCUUUAAAAGUAGAUUAAAAAUCUACAUGCACAUGAGUCAUUCCAGUUCAAGAAAAUUGAAUAAACCGCCUCUUGAAUUCUAA